GCUAUCGCUUUCUACCUGGGGUGGAUUGGUGUUUGGAGACGCCGUGCCGACGUGGGGGACAUGUCUCUUAGCGAUGAGGGCUUUGUGGUGCGGAUUCGGGGCUUGCCUUGGUCCUGCACACAGGAAGAGGUGGCAAGCUUUUUCUCAGAUUGUGACAUUGUGGGGGGUGUGAAUGGAGUGUGCUUUACCUUCUCCAAAGAAGGCAGGCCCAGUGGAGAGGCGUUUGUGGAGCUGAAAUCUGCAGAUGACUUCAAGAACGCCAUUGCCAAGGAUCGUAAAUACAUGGGGCAUCGGUACAUUGAAGUGUUCAAGUCGAACCGCAGCGAGAUGGACUGGGUUUUGAAGCGUAGCGGUCCUACUGACUACGACAACUGCAGCGGCUGCAUGCUGCGCCUCAGGGGCCUGCCGUUCGGCUGCAGUAAGGAGGAGAUAGUGCAGUUCUUCGCAGGGUUGAAAAUCGUGCCAAAUGGGAUAACAUUGCCGAUGGACUACCAGGGGAGGAGCACAGGGGAAGCCUUCGUGCAGUUUGCCUCAAAGGAGAUAGCAGAAAAAGCACUGGGGAAACACAAGGAAAGGAUAGGGCACAGGUACAUUGAAAUAUUUAAGAGCAGCAGGAAUGAAAUUCGGGCCUACUACGAGCUUCCUCGGAGGGCGAUGGGACAGCGCCCAGGUCCGUAUGACAGACCCAUGAUGGGUCGAGGCGGGUUCUUUGGCCCUGGACCGGGAAGAGGGGGCGCUCUUUUGGACCAGAUGCGCAGUGGAGGAGGCUACAGCGGGGGCUAUGGUGGCUUUGACAACUACAACGGCUUCAACAAUUACUGUUUCGGUAACGGUAUGUUUGAAGACAGGAUGAGGGGCGACCGUGGACGAGGUGUGGGCGGGCACAGCUACAGCAGUGCGGGAGAGACAGGCUCUGGCUUCCACAGCGGCCAUUUUGUGCACAUGAGGGGACUGCCCUUCCGUGCCACCGAGGCAGACAUCGCCAACUUUUUCUCCCCACUGAACCCGGUUCGGGUCCAUAUUGACGUUGGACCCAACGGGAAGUCCACAGGAGAGGCAGACGUAGAGUUCGGGUCUCAUGAAGACGCAGUGUCCGCCAUGUCCAAGGACAAAAACCACAUGCAGCACCGUUACAUUGAGCUCUUUCUGAACUCAACAGCCAGUGGCGGAUCUGACAUGGGCCGUGGUGGUGGUUUUUAUGGCAACUCCGGAGGCAUGGGUUCCAGAGGGAGCAGCCUUAGAGGAGUGUUUUAAUGGAGAGGAGCAGAACCCCACGUUUAAAAAUGGUAGAUCGUUUUUUUUUUUUUUUUUUGUAUUUGGGGAUGUUUUUCAUAUGUUCAUAUAAAUUGUACUUAGAAGAUUUUCCGGUCUGAAAGAGUGGAAAUAAAAUAUAUUUGAGAUGGUGCAUAGGUUAACCAGCUAUUGUACAUUUUGCUUAUUAAAUUUUAUAUUAAUCUUUGUUGUCUGAGUCUCAUCACUUCAGCCAUGUCGUUUUAUACGCAGAUUAUAAAUUGUAUUAUAUGCAGAUUAUAAACUGUGGACACACUUUCCUGUGUGUGCUAGUGGGAUGC
Megalops cyprinoides (Indo-Pacific tarpon) is the source of this 1571-nucleotide messenger RNA. RefSeq names its product heterogeneous nuclear ribonucleoprotein H3 (2H9) (gene hnrnph3). Gene Ontology annotation, molecular function: RNA binding. Bases 61 to 1254 code for a protein of 397 amino acids. Gene Ontology annotation, cellular component: nucleoplasm; ribonucleoprotein complex. The transcript is spliced from 11 exons. The record is from RefSeq and is a predicted model, not a curated record. Lineage: Eukaryota; Metazoa; Chordata; Actinopteri; Elopiformes; Megalopidae. Gene Ontology annotation, biological process: regulation of RNA splicing.